Papilio polytes (common Mormon) is the source of this 3372-nucleotide messenger RNA. RefSeq lists its product as uncharacterized. NCBI's taxonomy places the organism in Eukaryota, Metazoa, Arthropoda, Insecta, Lepidoptera, Papilionidae. The record is from RefSeq and is a predicted model, not a curated record. The transcript is spliced from 3 exons. The coding region runs from base 498 to 2306 and encodes 602 amino acids.
UUUGUUAAUGGUCAAAAUGGAAGAAUAGAAUUGACAAGUAUGCGAUUUUCGUAAUUUAUUUUUGGAUACGUAAAUGUUUAAGGCCCUUUGUAGUGAAAAAGUGUGUUCCUUUAUGGGACGCAUAAGGAAACAUAACAUAUGUAAAGAAUGGUUUUAAAAGUCUCUUAAAGUGUAUUACAACUGAUUGAAAAAUAGUUUCGAAUGAUGAUAACAAAAGAUAUAAAAACUCAUUCUUGUCUCGUUAUGUGUUAUUUUUCGAUACAUGUGUGCAGUUAAGAUUAACAAGUCAUGAACGUUUGCAAAGAGAUUAACUAGAGUAUGUAUACGUAACUACGAGAAAGUGAUUUUAAGGACUGUGACGUCACAAGCGAAAGACAAUAAAUUACACUGCAUGUACAAUGUUUUUUGGUUUUUGCCGGUGAUCAGAAGUGUAUCGGGAGCCGUGGUGAGGGCAGAGUUCGCGGCGGAGUGGUCGGCCCCCGCGAGGAUGGGCGGCGAUGUCUGCCCCCUCCGGAAACGCUGCGAGCCCCUCACCGUGUGCAUGUACUAAUAUAUCGCUUAUGCAAUUGUUCCAUGAACUAAAGCAAAAGUUUCCUGGUGUCCCUGAUCAUGUGGUAUCUAGUACUAUCGAACUGUAUUGCCAUGACAAGCAAGCCUGUGAGACACAUCUCCAUCGGGAAGUCAAGGCCUCCCUAACUCACGCUUAUCAUGCGUCCUCGUCGGCCGCCGCCCGACAGCUCAACGAGCUUAAAGUUAACGUGCCUGUGAAGUGUCGCAACCAGCCUAUAGUUAAACAUGAGGUUGUGAGAACAUCAGCCAUCAAAUCUGUUACUUGCCAAGGCCCACAAAAAGCUAUCAUAAGCUGUAAUUCAACAGCUGAAGAAAAUGAUAAGAAGGUAAACACUGAUGCUAAUCAAAAUGUUGUUGAAGAUCACAUUGAUAAUGAAACAAAUAAAUGUCCUUCUCCUAUCACAAUUAUAAAUAUUGAUAAUUGUUAUGCUAAAUAUAGUGCUGAGUCACCAAGUGAUCCUGAACUCACCAAUGAUAAUAAAAACGAAGUAAACAGAAAUCACGGAAAAGAAGAGACAAGCAUUGAAAUAAAAUCUGAUGCAACACAGCCUGAAAGCACUAAUUACAAAAUUUUAAAAAGCAACAAAAUCAAGUGCAAUUUAAAUGAAAGAUUAGAGAAAGGAAAGGAAAAGAAGACUAUCAAAAAGGAACCACAAACUGUUAAACCAGCGGAAGAGAAGCCCAAACGACCCAACACACUUGAUUUUAUAAAACCCAAUCCAGAUAUUGCAUUUAAAGAAACUUUAAAACAAGAAAAUCCAGAGCCAUGUAGAUCAGUAUCGCCCGCUGUUUCAACACAAAAGGAUAAUCAAAGCAAAGAGAAACCUAACACAUACAGACGGGAAUGUGGUUAUCCGUUAAAUUUAUCUGUAAAUGUUAAUUGUCAUAUGGACUUGAGUCGUUCGUACGUUGAUCCUUGGAUGGAAGAUUACGAAAGUCCAAGAGCUAUUACAUCAGUUAAUUUAACAGUUUGUACACCAACUUCGAACAUGGCUAGUCCAGUUAGAGAGACAAGAGAUGACGACGGAGGUUUCGAAGGGCAUGUAACAGUGACGGUAAGCCCGAGCACCGCAAGGCCACCGAGACGUCGUGCUCCACCGCCCCCACCUCCUACGCAGCCUCCUCCGACUAGACUGGAGUCUCCGAGACCUUCAAGGACUGCCCCGGAACCACCAACAGGGUCAAAUCAUGGGACUAUUGAUCGUUCACUAAUAGAGAGACAAAAAGAGCGCCUGUCAAGGCUUGCUACAGCAUUAGCUCAGGAGAAGAGCAGAGUGGCGCAGCUGAGCCGAGAGACGCAGAUAUUGGCGGCACCUUCGCCCUCCCCCACUGCCGCACAGAGGCUUAAAAACUAUGUUGAACGACUACGCGAUGAAUGUAACACAUUGUCAAAGAGAUUAGAAAUGGCUAACAAUGAGCCAGAAGAUUCGGAUAGCUUCUAUAGGAACAUCUACACUGGUCAGCGGCCGAGCGCGAUGUGGCAGUGCCACAUGUGUACCUUCCGCAACCACGAGCUGCUCACCAAGUGCGAGGAGUGCGAGAUGCCGCGCAUACUCGUAGGUACGUCCCCCUCCAGGAACCACGACUCGGGCUUCGGCUCCUUCCGGGACAGGAACCGUAGGGGCAUCCCGCAGACCUCGCACCUCCAGGUCGAGGAUAUGCCCCAUGUUAGAGAGUCGACGUUCCCCAGUGUGACACAAGCCUUACGAUCACAGAGUCUGUCACACGCUCCCUAAAGUUCACCAAUGUUCCUUCCUGCCUUAAAAAAGUGCCUAUUAUGAGAUAAAAGUGCCUAUAACGAUGCCUAGUCAGUGCUCAGGUAUUUUUGGUGUUAUUUGAAUACUAGAAGAUAACAGGAUUCUGUGUUGUGGUGUUUGAACGUUUUAACCCCAGCAUGUGAUGGCAUGCCAGUAUCGGACGAUUUUGCCGAUGAACAUUGUGGUUUUUGCCCUUGAGAUUGUUCCUGUUUUUGUUAUUGACAUUUCAGAAUUGUUUGCAUGUGUGUUCGUAUAAUUGACUGAUUUUAACCAUUUAGGCUAAGCUUAUGUGUAAAUUUGAUUCUGUCCACAUUUGAAGUUUUAUUAGUAGUUACGAAUUUACGAAGGCUCUAGGGUAUUUUGAUUAUUAAAUUUAUUUAAAUUUAAAUUUUCUAUGGUUAUUAGAAUUAAGUUGAUUAAUGAUGAAAUAAGAGAUUUAUAUUUUUACAAAGUUAGUACUUUAUAAUUUUAAUGGAAAUUACUAGUAUGUUAUUAGAUAAGUUACGUUUAUUUAUUGUUCUUAGUAUCAAGGUGAAUUACAUUUGAACAUCACAAUUGACUGGUCAAACAAGAGGCAUUAUAAGAUCUCAAUAUAAGACUACAACGCCUUGCCAAAAAUCUGUUUAAAGUAUUUAACAUGAAAAAUUAUGGAUUUUUUAUCUUUGCUCAAAGAUUUUCCUAUUGCUCACUAUACACGCCUAAAACUAUCUCACUGUUAUAUUUCUGACGCACAAUGAUUUUGCCAAUAAAAAUAACGUUACUCGAUUUUAGAAACAAAUUGUAUAGACCAACUGAGUGGUCGAACAUUUCCGGUUUUGUUAAUGGUUUAAAAUUUUAAAAUGUGAUUGGCGUAAUCAUAUCUUUUAAUUUUUAUUCACAUUAUCAUAUUGUUAAAAUAAUAUUUAUAUAUUUUUAGUGUAAUGUAGUAUAAAAAUAUUAUGAAAUGGUACAAAACGUCAAUGUGCCUUAAUAAAUUCUAAAAUUCAAUUGUGUGAGACCUAAAAAUACAAUAGAUUCUUAUUGCUGAUAGCUGUUCCCGUGCGAC